AUGACUACUCCGCAACCUCCACAAUCGUCCUCUUCGACCGCCCAAUCCCCCUCCUUAGGGGUCCGGUAUCCGCCGGUCGACCCGACAACCCAUCGCUCGGCCCGUACGUUCUCGCCUUCAGAAACCCCCAAUCCUGGGCCGCCGCCUACACCGCCACCGAGUCAAAGAUCGUCGAGCAGUGCGAGGGCGGGGCUCGGAGGGAGAAGUGCCGGAUUCCGUUUAGAGAGGCGAGGAUCGCGGUUGGGCUGCCGGAGAGGGCGAGGGCGGAGAUGGGGAAGAAGUUGGUUGGAAUUGGGGCUGGGGGAAGGGGUCGUUUUGGGUAGGGCUGUGGGGUCGUCGGUUAGCCGGUUAUUGACCGCGGUUAAUCGGCUAGCCGAGGCUCUCCCCCGGCAACCGACCGACGCCAAUACAGAGCGGUUUUCAGUUAGCCAAAAACCGGUCGGUUCGGUCGUAACCGACCGGUUAAAUGCUAACCGGAAACCGUUCUGCCAGCCCUAG
Linum tenue is the source of this 498-nucleotide messenger RNA. The record is from the annotation of a GenBank genome assembly. NCBI's taxonomy places the organism in Eukaryota, Viridiplantae, Streptophyta, Magnoliopsida, Malpighiales, Linaceae.